UAGGCGCCUUGUGACCAUGGCGUUUCUUGGAGCAGUUUGACGCAGACUAGUGGGAAAAUACACUGAGAUAAUUAAUCUGUUAUUCGCUGUUGCACUCCUAACCCCGGAUAAUUUGAAAAGCAAAUAUGGGGUCGCGAAUAAAAGACAAUCCCGAAACAACCUUUGAAGUUUAUGUCGAAGUGAUGCACCCGGGGUUCAGUAACUCAGAUCCUGAGGUGCGGAGGCAAUUCCCUGAAGAGUACAGUGACCAGGAAACACUACAGACUUUGACCAAGUUUUGUUUCCCCUUCAAUGUCGACAGCCUCAGUGUGAACCAAGUGGGCCAGAACUUUACAUUUGUUCUCACAGACAUUGAAAGCAAACAGAGAUUUGGAUUUUGUCGGUUAUCAUCAGGAGCAAGGAGUUGCUUUUGUAUCUUGAGCUAUCUUCCUUGGUUUGAGGUAUUCUACAAACUUUUAAAUGUCUUAGCAGACUAUACAGCUAAAGGACAGGACAGCCAAAGGAAAGAAUUGCUGGAAACAUUAUACACACUUUCUAUACCAGAGCCAGGCGUUCCUGUUCAUCUUAGUGUGCAUUCCUAUUUUACUGUGCCUGACAUUAGAGAACUCCCAAGUAUACCAGAAAAUAGAAACCUAACAGAAUAUUUUGUAGCAGUAGAUGUCAAUAACAUGCUUCAUCUCUAUGCUAGUAUGCUUUAUGAACGUCGAAUCCUCAUCUGCUGUAGCAAACUAAGCACUUUAACUGCUUGUGUCCAUGGUUCUGCAGCAAUGCUAUACCCUAUGUACUGGCAGCAUGUUUACAUCCCAGUCCUCCCACAGCAUUUGAUUGACUAUUGUUGUGCCCCCAUGCCCUACCUCAUUGGAGUACAUUCAAGUCUCAUGGAGAAAGUGAAAAGCAUGGCUUUGGAAGAUGUGGUCAUUCUGAACGUGGACACCAACACACUAGAAACUCCAUUUGAUGAUCUUCAAAGUCUCCCUAAUGAUGUGGUUUCUUCUUUGAAGAACAGACUGAAGAAAGUAUCUACAUCUACAGGCGAUGGUGUUGCCCAUGCGUUUUUAAAAGCUCAGGCAUCUCUCUUUGGCAGCUAUAGAAAUGCCCUGAAGAUUGAACCUGAAGAACCAAUAACAUUCAAUGAAGAAGCCUUUGUGUCUCACCGUUCCAGUGCCAUGAGACAGUUUCUUCAAAAUGCCAUCCAGCUUCAGCUGUUUAAGCAGUUCAUUGAUGGCCGCCUGGAUCUUCUCAACUCAGGCAGGGGUUUCAGUGAUGUUUUUGAAGAGGAGAUAAACAUGGGAGAAUAUGCAGGUAGCGAUAAAACAUACCACCAGUGGCUGUCAACUGUAAAGAAAGGAAGUGGAGCUCUCAUAAAUACAAUGAAAACGAAAGCGAACCCUGCAAUGAAAACCGUCUACAAGUUUGCAAAAGAUCAUGCACGAAUGGGAAUAAAGGAGGUGAAAAAUCGGUUGAAGCAAAAGGAUAUUGCAGAGAAUGGCUACUCAAUGGCGGCAGACGAAUCACAGCAAAAGGCUGCCCCCUCGCCAUCUACUGAGAGAAAGGAGCCAAGACAGCGAGAAGAGCGGCGUCCAAUAACUGUGCAUUUUGGACAGCCUGAGCGAGUCCGCCCUCCGCGCCCUCCUCCUCCCAAGCUGCAGCGCUCCACAAGGCCUGCCCGCCCUCCUCGACCUCCAGUGGUGAAGAGACCCAGGAGCAAUGUGGCAGUGGAUGGGCGUAGGACGUCAGUGUCGAGUCCUGAACAUGUGGCACGGCCAACCAAACACUACACCGUCUUCCUGUCUGAGGACUCCUCGGGUGACGAAUUUCAACGGGAUGAGGAAUCAGUUUCUGGCUUCCCUGAAAACUUUCUAUUUUCUGCUCCUUUUGAAUGGCCUCAGCCUUACAAGACGCUCAAGGACACGGACGUUGCGGAUGGGGAGGAGCAGGUGGGCUCCGAGACAGCCGUGGGACACACAGCUCCUGCUAGCCCGGUAGAUUCGGGAAAGAUCAGCGAGGUAAAUCUACUGGAUGACAUUUUCAGCAGCCUUGACAUGGACUCAGAGAAUCAACCCUUGAGCCAAGCCAAAAGCCUGGAGGACUUGAGGACCCCCAAAGAUGAAGUGGGACAACAAAUCAAGUUUGGUUACCAGAGAAUGGAUCCAGGUUCAAGUGACUGGACCAGAACUCUCCCAGGACUGAAACAUUCCAAUCCUUACAAUAAGCUGUGGAGCAUGGGCCAGGAUGACAUGGCAAUUCAAACCAAAUCCAGUCUUCUUUCUUCGGAGAGGCCACUUGAAGUUCAUCUUGAUGUUUCUUCUGAAGCGCAGCAGCCUCCAAGCACGGAGAACACAGCCAUACUAGCUGAGAAAACUGAGUCGACAACUGGGAGUCAGUGCAGCAUUACCAUACCCCGCCCUCAUGGCCGAAAAACCCCAGAGCUUGGCAAAGUUCUUGCUCCGCCAGUCCCGCUACCACGUUCUGUGAGGCAUCUGCCCUUGGUGGGAAGUGGAGAUGCGGGAAAGUCAUCAAGUACCAAUUUAGUUUCUGAAUUCGGCCAAGAAUCCAUUGGAACAGCAAACAAAGCAGGUGCCCAAGAAUUCCGGCAGGCGUUAAAUGCGUCUCCGUUACACAUACAAAGUCAGUUGAGCGGCCCAGACAUACUAAAACCUAUCAAAGUUGGCUCUGAGAGUGGCACUACUGGCAGUGCAGACCUCUUAAGUCUUUUGGACCCAUUAAGCACAGGUGGGAUUUCACAGAGCAGCGAGACAGAAAGUUCUGGGGGUUUAUCUGCACUGGCACCAGGAUCAUCUUCCAAUCCGGCACUCUUCACUCCACUUCUGUCCGAAUAUAAUCCACCAUCUUCCACUUUUGUGCCGCAGGUGGGAUACUCUCCUGCUACCACACCAGUUGUACAAUUUCAGCAAGCCUCUCUCAAUCCCUUUGCCCCAUCUGUGCCUGCAAGACUGCACUACCCGGCUGUGGGGCCUCCGGGGACUCAUUAUGCUGCCUCAGCCAGUAACCCAUUUAGCUCCAACUAUUUACCACCCACCAGUGGCUACUUCCCAGCCCAGUCCAUACCAAAAUUCUCAGCAUCGUCUCUUCCUUCAGUGUUUAACCCACCAACUGCUUUAGGACAAGUCAGCGGGACCUUUGUGAGUCAGAGCGGCAGCCAGCCCCCAUUUGGAGAGUCGGCCACUUUAACUGGCAGUGCUGCCAGUCUUAAUUACCCAAGGCCUUUAAGCAUUUCUUUGGAAAGACCACUGUCGGUGCCCAGCCAGGAUGUACCCCCGGUCACAACGAAACAAGCGGAGGAUCCAUUUGAAGAUUUAUUAACUGUAACAAAGCAGGAGGUGCUUCCGGGUCAAGGCAGGGUGGAUCAAUUACGCAAGAGAUGGGAGACAUUUGAGUAGCCGAUGUACCCCUUGCUGGGUCCAGAGGGUAUUUAUGAAUGCAAGCACCAUGGAAGCCAGCCAACAUUUUCUGUUUUUGGGAGAUUAUUAAAUCAUUUCAUACUUUUAGGAUGCAGGGUCCUUUGCAGAAAUUUGCUGGUGGAAAAUGGGCCAAUAUUUCUGCUUUUGGUUGAUUAUAAAAUCAUUUCAUAAUUACAGAAAACUGCCAGUGGAACACAGAAUGAUAUUUCUUUUUUUGCUUGAUCACAAAGUCAUUUCGUAAUGACAGUAUUUAGGGCUGGGUGGAAGUGAACAUUAACUUUGCGUUAAGAAAGAGCCCUGUGUUUUGCUGCUGAUUGAUUGCCUAAGUCGUGUCUCUUGAAAAUUUGUGGACUGAUACACCACAAGACGAUAACUAAGUUAUAUUUGUAAGUUGAUGGCUACUAUCCCUUUCUUUGUACUUUGAAUAAAACUGUUAAGCUGAAUUAUGCUUCAACCCUACAUGCAAUGACUUUGCUGUAUGAUAGUACACUAUGUGGUGAUAUUUCACAGUAAUUUACGGAGUACACCAACUCUUUGCUGCCUUUGUUUUUUUUUUAAUUUUUGAGUUUAUAAUUUUCACCGGCGUGACCUAUAUAGACAGUUACUGCUUUGGUGGAUAUUUUGUUUGCCUCAUUUCAGUAUCAUGUGAACAGAAAUUCUAAUAAAUAGUGCUGAACAGUUUCAAAGUCAUUCACGCCCACCCGAGGAGUCGCCAGUGAGCGUGAUCGCUAGUACUACGGGAAGCUCGAUUUGGGUGUACAGACUUUCCUGACUCGUUCUGUGUGGGUAGUUCAUACAGAGGAGCUCAUCUCAAUUUAUUUUAUUUGUGUGUGUUCCAUGAGUCAGUGAAGCUGACAAUAAGGAUUGACGUUUUGAAUUAACAACGUGACUCUUGCAUUACUCUAGAAACUGUGAUGUCGUGUUACUCAGUAUGCUAUAUUUCAAGGUGUCCAUCUGAGAGUAUUUACAGAUUUAUAACAUGCACUUGAGCCAGCGUUUGUCAUGUAUGUAAAUCCCAUUUGUUGUUUAUAGGAUGUGGAGUGACUAACCAAAGUAUCCCACUUCCUCGCCCUCGUUUAAGGAAAACAUUUUUGAUUCAGUUACUUGGAUACUUGCACAUACCUUCAUAUUACACCAGGGUAAUAACCUUUAUGAACAACGCAAACAGCAUGUCUAAUAAAUUGCUCACUCGAUCCCAUGUAGGGUCUCAAGAUAGCAGUAACCUCUCCUGACAGCAGUGGGUACCACACUCUUUUUAGUACUGCAGAUCAUUCUAAGCUUGCACAUUUUUUGGACAAGAACAGAAAUUCACAUCGACACAAUGCAUCUGAAUUAGACUUUUGAGAGUGUUAUUGUAUAUUGAGCUUAUACCUUUAUCCGAGCUUGUCAAAUUCAGAAUUUAUUAUUAUUUUUUACCAAGUGUGAAGAGUUGAGGUUCCACCCAAAUUAAUUUAAAAAUAACUGCCUUCGCUGCUGAGUGGCAGCUCCAUCUCACUGAGUCUUAGGCCCCAAGGUGGGUGACCACUGUAUAUAGAGGGUUCUCCUGGAGAGGAAAUGAAGUCAAGUAUUUACUUGUAGUUCCCCAUUGGAGCUGUAGACAGAAAGGUGAGAACAUGGCUGACAUGAGGAGUUCUCCUGUUGGCUCACACUGUAAGGGAGUGGAUGUUAGCAAUAGCGCCCUCUCUUGACUUGGAAUGGUACUGCUUACAUUGCAAGAGCCUUGAAGGUGUCCCCUAAGCACACGUGCGUGUUUAAAAAUGAUGAAAGGAAUUAGUACAGCAGGUCAAGGCUCUUAUGUUAUAAAGAUUUAUUAGCUCGCACUGUAAGGAGACUGCUUCUGAGGCAGGCGUUGCAGGUUCAUGGCCCACCUCCGGCAGUUCAACGCAGUGCGAUUCUACACACUGAGAGUCCACAGGAAUAAACGAGUAAACUCUAAAUAAGAAGAUGAGUCAUAAUUCACUAUGUAUUUAAAAAUGAACAGAGCUACGGUAGAGAUAUCCUUUGUCCUUCUCGUUGUUGUCAUAUUAGAGGCAGACUAACAGCUUGGUGAAGUCCUUGUAAGCUCUUUGUCACUGCUGGACCCUUGCAAGGCAUCAGAUGAUGCGCGAUCAGGAUGUUGCGGUCGAUAACCUUUUAAGAUAUCUGGUUGCCCAAGUGUUUCAUUGUUGUGCCGUGUCCGCCAUGUUUAGUCAAUUCAGUUAAGUUCUCCUUAUUUUUGUAUAGCGCUCUUCACUGGCCAUAUCCUUAGAGUGCUUACACAAGUUUCCAACUAUAAACGAAUGAUAAAAGUCGUUAAAACAUACAUAGAGGGUUAGUAGCCCACUUCGACUUGUGAUGCAGGGUCUCACCGUUGUGUGCAGUUUGCCUUUUCUCCCGUUACUCCCUGUCAGUCUCCCUGCAAUGGCUGUAUGGCUUGUUAGCGCAAUGCCUUGACAUCUCUUCUGCCAUAUUGUUUGGUGUUUUUGAAGCUGAUACAACUUGAUGAAACACAAAGCCUUGGACUUCUCAUUCAGGACAGCCCCUCUACAAAUGAUGAUGACACUUUUACAAAAAGAACCUGGGCAGUAUCUGACACAUUUUUUGCUGGUUUUAACAUUUGCCACUAACUUCUCUGUCCCCGAACUCUCAAAGGCUGGCCAUCCUCCGCUGUAGUUCACUAUCCCUCUGAGGAUUCUCUACCCUACUUUUUUGUCUUUUUUUUUUUUCCUGACGGCCCAAUUUUUCCUUUUUUGUGCCUUUUUGACCCACAAUCAGUGUGGACCAUCAUUUAGGGGACCCAUCCCUCUUAGAGAAUCACUGCCGAUUACCAUCCUUACCCCUUGGAGAACCAUCACCGAUCGUUGUCCAGUGGACAAUCACUACCGAUCAUUAUCCCGGUUUUAUUUCCCCCUUAGAGAAUUGUCAAUGAUCAAUCAUCCCGUAUUGAUCCUCAUUGGAGUAUCGAUGCAGAUUGACGUCCUGGGUUGAGACUGUGCACCCCGCCCUGCAGCAACCCAUUACAAAGCGUCCUGCAGACCAUUAAUGACCAUUUCACAUUUGGUACUAUUGCAAUUCACAUCUCGGCAGAGCCCAAGUUCAGACAUCACGCAACUCAUUUUGGAGCCGUAGUUUAAGAAACCCUGUGCUUUAUUCGGUGAGCCCCAUGGUCGAGUGCUGCCAUCAUUAAUGAUUCCUACCUUUCUGCAGCCCAGACAACUUUAAUGAGUUGAGGGGGUUAGGGUGUUGGUGGGUGCAAUGAAAUAAUAAAUCAGCUGCAAUUCACUUGCGUUCAUGAAGACUGGCACCCACCCACCACACUACUUCUAUAACUCUUUAGAAUGUUCUGGAAAGUGUAAGGACUAAACCAUAACUCAUACCAAAAGUGAGAGAUCACUGUGCACACUUACAUUCUCAAUUUUUUAAUGUUAAAAUAAAAUUUAUAUGAUUAAAUAAUGGGUGGUGCAGUGGUAGCACUGCU
Polypterus senegalus (gray bichir) is the source of this 6879-nucleotide messenger RNA. RefSeq names its product DENN/MADD domain containing 1A (gene dennd1a). Gene Ontology annotation, cellular component: cytosol; clathrin-coated vesicle. Gene Ontology annotation, biological process: endocytosis; endocytic recycling. Gene Ontology annotation, molecular function: guanyl-nucleotide exchange factor activity; phosphatidylinositol phosphate binding. Lineage: Eukaryota; Metazoa; Chordata; Cladistia; Polypteriformes; Polypteridae. The record is from RefSeq and is a predicted model, not a curated record. The coding region runs from base 126 to 3401 and encodes 1091 amino acids. The transcript has 24 exons.